Messenger RNA from Orbicella faveolata, 1302 nucleotides. RefSeq lists its product as uncharacterized. NCBI's taxonomy places the organism in Eukaryota, Metazoa, Cnidaria, Anthozoa, Scleractinia, Merulinidae. The record is from RefSeq and is a predicted model, not a curated record. Gene Ontology annotation, molecular function: protein binding.
UGCUAGCUUUGCAGAAGGAGAGAACAGCAGAAUAUGCCCUCAAUCUAAUAAUUGUUUACUGGUGCUGUGUAAUUUUCUCAAAAACAUAUUGAAAACAAGUCAUGUUUAAGCAAAUUUCCAAAGCAAAACCAAAAGAUCGGAUGGACGUUUUUUACAUGGCUUGGUUAACUGAACUUUUUUUCCAUAUCUAUAGGCAGAGACUAACAACAUCGAAGGCGUCAAUGGUUUAAUCUCUGGGAAACACAGUCUAAAGCGAGUACGCUUUGAGAGGAAAGCCAUCGAAAGGGAUUCUGAGAGCCCAUAUGCUGAACGACAAUUAAGUCAUUUUACACCUUAUGACAGAUUGUUAGAUAAAGAGCGUAGGAUACGCAAACCGUACUCCUUAUACAGGAAUAGUGCGGAGAGCGGCGUGUUGCUUAACCAUCACAACAAUCUUCGAGUAGAAAACGACAGAGGCAAACUCCCCUAUGAAAGAUCACAGAUCGACGAAACGUGCAUUGCCAAUUUGUCCAAAGGACGCGAUUCGGGUUUCGAAGACUUACAAAUGCAGAAUUAUGCGACGAGUAGUAGCUUGUUACCUUGGUCACGUGUUUAUAAAAUGACGCAAUCAACAGAAUCAUUACCCAAUUCCUAUCAACCUAAGGUUUAUGGUUCCUAUUCCCUCUCGGAUUCGUAUGGCCGCGGUGAUGUGACAAGUUUCCAAAAUCCUUCCUCGGAAAAAGAGAGCACAUCGUUUCUUUCCAGAUUUAUUUCCAGGAGAAAGGACAAGGAGCUCUUCCCAGCUGAGGUCGUUAACCUUGAUGACAUCGUCAGUAACAAUUCACGAAACGGUAAUGUUUUCAAGCGACUCUACAGAUUCUCCAAACGGAAAGUGACCAGGUCUUCGAGCUUUGCGAUAGAGAGUUUCGCGGAUGGCGUUCAAUUGACAAGAAAAAAUAGCUUUGUGGUUUCUGGGAAUGAUGACUUUUUGUCCGGUUCAACAAACGAUCAGCCCAAAGACUCAGUCUUGCACCAGGAACAAGGAGAAAUACUGACCCCUGAAAAAACUCCAAAGGAAUUUUCGACGACUCUGAUAUACAAUACACGGAGUGAUUCUUCCAAAAACGAAGGGAAGUUGAGAAAGAUGCAAAAACGGCUCGCGAAUGAAGCUAAAGAUCCCAGUAAUUCUCGCGAAAACUCACUCAUUUGGUGACCGCAAAGGAUUAUGGUCUCCACGCGCGUGCAGUAAUUAAGGGUUAAGGGUAUUUAUAUAACCUUUAUUUACCCUCGGCAGUGUUAUAGCACAAGUGCUAGUGUAGUGGG